AGCUAAUACAAUGAUUUGAUUAUAACUUUGAAAUUGAGAAGUGAGAACUAUUAUUGUAGCUUUAAAUGAUUCACUAGUUGUAAACUUUCUUAAAUAAUACAAUUAUUCUCUUGGAUGCUUGAAUAUUGUUAUCUUGAUCUGUUGAAAAACAAGGUAACAAAAUAUAUUAGAAGUUCUUUCCGCUUGGUGAAAGGAAUUAAGAAGAUUGUUCAAAAGAGUGAGCAUGAGCGGAGAGUAGUUAUUUGUAUAUCUGUUGGAAUUUGGAAAUCAAAGAUUGGUGAAGGAGAAAGAUUGUUCACAAGACUUCAGCAUGAGCUGAAAGUCUAUAUUUGUAAAUCUAUUUGAAAUCAAGUAGUUUACCCCCCCUGUAAUAUGAGCGAGUUUUGGUUUACCCCCUACCGUUGCCAAAGGCAGGUUUUGGCGACGGUUUUUUUGAAAAAACCGUUGCCAAAGGGUAGGGAGGGGGCAAAAACAAAGUUCGCUAACAUUACAGGGGGGUGAAUUACUAUUAACCCUUAUUAUUUUUGUUUUUUUGCAGAUUGGUGAAAGAAAGAAGAUUGUUCUCAAGACUUGAGCAUGCUUUGAUAGAGGUUAUUUGUAGACCUGUUGGCAAGCAAGAUGGAAAGUUGCUUAGCUGAUUUGGGAAAGGGCUAUGCGGAGAAAUUGAUAAAUGGGACAUUAGCAGAAUUACGUCAUGUAUUUUGCUUCACAUGCACUGCUAAGGAAUUCAAAGAAAAAAAGAUUUGGCUGGAAGCAAAAAUAAAAACAAUGGAGCAACAUGCUAAAGUGGCAGCAGGAAAUAAUAAAGAUAUUGAAGCUGAUUAUCAUUUAUGGAAAGAGAAAGCUGAAAAGCUCGUUCAAGAGGACAUCCAAACAAAACAAAAAUGCUUUUUUGGAUUAUGUCAUGAUUGCAUAUGGAGAUAUAAAAAGGGAAAGGAGCUGGCAAAUAACAUAGAAGAGAUUAAGCAAUUAACAGAAAAGGGAGGGACAUUUGAAAAUAUUGAAAUCUCUCGCCGUCUUCCGGAUGUUGAACGCUACUCAUCUAAAGAAUACAUUUCUUUUCCAAGUAGAGAUUCAAAAUACAAAGAGAUUUUGGAUGCAAUAAAAGAUGACAACAACUAUAUGAUCGUAUUGCAAGGGAUGGGGGGCACCGGAAAAACUACAUUGGCCAAAGAAGUGGGUAAAGAGCUAAAGUCUGAACAAUUUGCUCAUGUAAUCGAUACAACAGUCUCAUUUACUCCUGAUACAAAAAAAAUUCAAGAUGAUAUUGCUGGAUCUUUAGGAUUGAAAUGGGAGGAUUGUACUUACUCAGACCGAGCCAAAAAACUAUGGAGCAGAUUAACAACUGAUGAAAAAGUUCUUAUAAUAAUGGAUGAUGUGUGGGAAGGAGGCCCACCUCUUGAUUUCGAGCUAAUAGGAAUUCCAAAACAGGACAAUCACAAAGGUUGCAAAGUUCUUAUAACCACACGCAGUAAACGAAUAUCCAAUAUUAUGGGGUGUGAUAAGAUGAUUGAAUUAGAUCUCUUACCUGAAGAAGAAGCAUGGACCAUGUUCAAAAUGUAUGCCGGUAUAACCAAUAAUUCUUCAAAAAGUUUGAUCGCCAAGGGACGUGGAAUUGCUAAGGAGUGCAAACAAUUGCCGGUUGCAAUUGCAGUUAUUGCCAAAAGUUUAAAAGGCCAACAAGAUCGUAAGCACAAAUGGGAUACUACCUUAAAAUUAUUGAAGGAAAUCGUUUCCAUGGACGAUGUUGAUGAAGAAAAGGUUGGAAUUUACAAAUGUUUGAAGCUUAGCUAUGAUCUUAUUAAGUAUGAAAAAUCCAAGAGAUUAUUUCUCUUAGCUUCUUUAUUCCCAGAAGAUAAAGAAAUUCCUAUUGAAAUUCUAACUAGAAUUGGCAUUGGAACGGGCAUUUUUGGAAAAAAUUAUGGAAGCUACAAUGAUGCUAGAAACCAAGUAGGUGUAGCUAAAGAUAAACUCAUAGAUUCAUGUUUGCUGGUGGGGGUCGAUGAAAAACAUGUAAAAAUGCAUGAUUUGGUUCGUGAAGCGGCUCAAUGGAUAGGAUACAAAGAGAUUCGACAUGUAAAUUUGUCAAACAUAGCUGAAAGAUCGUCAGUUGAAAAGGAAAAAAAUAUGAAACAUUUAUUUUGUAAAGGGAAGGAUAUGGAUUUGUUUUCCUGGAAGUAUGAUGGUUCCAAACUUGAGACUCUAAUUCUCGAUGUGGAAAUGUAUGAAGGCGAUAAAUGUAUGGAAGCCCCAAAUUCUUUCUUUGAUAAUGUUGACCAACUUCAAGUUUUGUACUUUUUAGGUCAUGACAAACAACCCUUAUCAUUGCCACAUUCAAUUCACUCAAUGUCAAAGAUUCGAUCGAUACUGGUUGAUGGAGUUGAUUUAGGUGACAUCUCUGUUUUGGGAAAUCUGCAAAGUCUUGAGACUCUUGAUUUUGUUGGUUGCAUAAUCAAUGAAUUACCAGACGAAAUUGCAAAGUUGGGGAAAUUUAAAUUGUUAAACUUGGAAUAUUGUCAAAUUAGAAGGAAUGAUCCAUUUGAGGUUAUUAAAAGAUGCUCAACACUUGAAGAGUUGUACUUUAUUGAUAGUUUUAAUGAAUUUUGUCAAGAAAUUACCUUACCCGAAUUGCAAAGGUAUCAUAUCCGGAACGGGUGGUGGACAAUGCUUCCUGAUUCACUAUCAAAAUAUGUGUCUUUUAAAAAAAUUGAUGGCAACAAAUAUUUUUUUUCAAAACAAACAUUCAAGUAUCUCAUGCAAACAACAGAGGUUCUUCAACUAGAGGAAAUUAAGAUGGGAUGGAGAAAUCUCAUGCCUGAGAUUGUUCCUAUAGAUCAAGAUAUGAAAGAUCUUAUAGAGCUACGUCUUAGACGUAUUUCAAAAUUACAGUGCCUCAUCGACACUAAUGGUUCUCAAUUUCUUAAUGUAUUGUCCAACUUGGUUAUGUUAGAACUGGAUGAAAUGGAAAAUUUGGAAGUACUAUUCCAUGGUUCUCUUUCUUUUGACUACUCUUUAAAGAAUUUGGAGAAGGUAUCAAUAAAAAAGUGUAAAAAGCUUCGAAUAUUGUUCAAUUGCAACCUAAAUCUCUGCAAUCUAAAGAGUUUGUCACUGUCAGAUUGCCCAUUGUUGGUUAACCUCUUUCCACUGUUAACUUCUCAGAGCCUGGUGCUGCUAGAGGAAUUCAAGAUAGCAGAUUGUAAGGGAUUGAAGAACAUAGUAAUAGAUGAUGGUGAUAAUAAUGACAAGAGUCAUGGCCCAAUGUAUCCAAAACUAAGAUUUCUUUCUAUUGUAAGAUGUGAUCAAUUAGAAUCAAUAUUUCCUUUCCUCUCUUUUGAAGACUUUUCAGUACUAGAAGUUAUCAACAUAACAAAAUGUGAUAAGCUACAAUAUAUAUUUGGCCAAUAUCAACAUGUUGAACUCAAGUCAUUGAAAGAGAUAAAGCUUGGUGAAUUACCAAAUUUCAUGGGAAUCUUUCGAGAAUAUUCGCAUUCCAUGUCUUCGCUCGUGAAAGAGUUAUCUUCCACUUCUAGAGAUGGUUCCAAAGCACAAACAGAAGUGGAUCCUAUCAAAUGCAACAUCUUAUCUUUGAAUUGUUUAUGUUGUCAUGGUAAUAACUAUAGAAAGAAAUCUGGGAGUAUCUCAACUCCUAAAGUACCAUUGGUUAAUGAAGAUCCAAUGCAGAACAAUUCAUCAACAUCAAUAUUAAGUUCACACCAUCUUCAUAUAUUGGAACAUGCACAAUGUUUUCCAGUACAACCGCAUAUCAUGUCCAAUAUAAAAGAGCUUAAGCUAUAUGGGUUUUUGAAGAUAAAUUAUGUGUUUAUUCUUUCUAUUACUCCAAGAAUGUUGGUGGAAACUUUGACAGUUGAGAAUUGUGAUGAAUUAAGGCACAUAAUAGUAGACAUCGGAGAUGAUGAUAGAGUUGGCAAAAGUUUAAGCAAUGUGUUUCCAAAAUUGAAAAAGCUUUACGUCAAAGAUUGCAUGCAAUUGGAAUACAUAUUUGGACACUACACUGAUGACCAUCUACCAGAAUUGGAAGGUCUGACACUUAGCCAUCUGCCAAAGUUUGUUGCCAUGUGUCCCCAACAAUAUUGCCUGACAUUUCCACCUUUGAAACAACUUGAACUCUCAGAAUGGCCCUUGGUUGCUAUCAAAUCUAUUGGCGAAUUCAUUAUUAAUCUUUCAGAUUCAAAAUCUCUUGACAAUACAAACAUGAAGGAAUUGAGUGGGAGCAUAGAACAUUCUUUUGCCCUACAAAACCUUACAGAGAUAAAAAUCAAGGGAUGUCAAAAAUUGGAAAUAGUUUUCUCCAAUUCCAUUUCAACAUGCCUACCACAAUUGUGUGAUCUAAGAAUAGAAAAUUGCAAAGAAUUGAAGCAUAUCAUUGAAGAUGACGACACGUCAAAUUCUUUGUCUCCAAGGAUAUUCUUUCCAAAGUUAAAAACACUUAUUGUAAUAAAGUGUCGCAAAUUGAAAUGUGUCUUCCCGGUCUCCAUAUGCAAACAAUUUUCUAAGUUAGAGGCUUUGAUGAUAAUUGAAGCAAUUGAACUUGAAGAAAUAUUCAAAAGCAAUGGUGAUCAGAAAGUCGAGAUCCCAAAUCUAAAAGUUGUAGUAUUUGCCCACCUACCAAGCCUCUUCGAAGCCCAAGGAAUUCAUUUUCAGUUGGUAAAAGGUCGUUUACUACGAAAUUGUCAAAAACUCAGGCCUUUGACUUCAACCUUUGUUAAUUAUUUCCCAAUUGGGAAUUUUAAAUAUUUCCCAGGUUUUAAGAUUGCAGUUGAAGCAAUAUUACUAUACGAGUGGACUUCUCGGAGUCUAUACUCUUCACAGGAACAAAAUGUUGAUGUUAGAAAAUUUCUACAAAUUACCGAGGUUAAUGAUCAUCAAGAUGAUGUCAUGAAUGUGCCUUUAGAUGAGACCAAAGGUUACGAUACUAGUAAUAAGAAUCCAAGUGCAGAAACUACAAAAGACAUUGUUGUUGGUGUUGCGUCUGAAAUUGAAGCAGCGUUAGGACACACGUUAACUUCUUCACAGAUAAUAAUGAAACAAACACCAGAGGUAGAGCAUGAAUUACAGAUACCAUCAGUAACAGUAUUACCAACAAGUUCAAAAGAGUUGAAAAAAGAACAACCGCCAAGUCAACAACGUUUGACAAAUCAACAAAAUCCACUUGGAGAAAUCGAUACUUCCAUCAAACCUUCUCAGGAUGUUGAAGAAGGAACUCCAUUAACAAAUGCCAAGACAAUAACAGCCUCAACUCAUUCUGAAUUAAUCAGAUCAUCACAAGUGAAGGAACAAGACGUUGAUGUUAGAGACACUUUAGAAACUACUUUGAUUAAUGAUGAACGAGUUUCUCUAAAUGAAGAUGUUGUCAUGAAAGAAAGCCCAAUUAUUGAAGAACAGUUUUCUAAGGGUGAUGGAUUUACUAUUUUGAAAUCUAAGCCCUCUCCUAGCAAUAAUGUUCCCAUGCCUCUUGCAUUUCAGGCUCCUUCAAUGCAUAUCGAAGGGAACCCUUCUCAAAAUGUGGAAGAUUUAAGUUCUCCUUAUCUUGUCACGCGGAAGCUUGAGGAAUUGGUUUCCCAAAAGCAUUUGGAUUAUGAGAACUUGUCUUUGUUGACUGAUUUUUUUGUUAAGCAUCCUUCAGUUCUUCUAAGUGACAAACAUAGUAAUGGAUAUAAGGGCCAUGCAUACAAGUUCCUAACUAACCUAUUGAAAUUCCUCCAAACCCACAGUGUGUUGGAUGUGCUAGGUUCUUGCAACUCUGAAUUUGUUGAGUUAGUACAUGACGUGCGCAGUUUUUCUUUUGACAAAGAUUGGUUGGAUGGAGUUGAAAAGCGCGCUUUGUUUCCUGAUAUGGAAUUCUCUCAAGAUGCAUUGCAAAAAUUAUUAGAUUCCAAGAAACAGAUUACCGAGGAUGUUGAAGUAAUGCGUUUCAAGAUUGACAUUUUAACUCGAGAUGUGGAAGAACUUAAGCAACAAUUGUCCUCCUCUGAAGCUGGUUUAGAGAGUGUCAUUCAACGAGAGAAAGAAAUUGUAGAAUCUAAAGCUUCUUUGAGUGUCCCUCUUGGCUAUUAGAGUAUUUUUCCUUGCAUUAAUUUACUUCAAUAUCUUUUGUGUUAAAGAUUUUAUCCUUGAAUCUUUGGGUAGUUUCUUUUGUUGUUUGAAAUAAACUACUAUCUGAUUAUGUUUGUGUAUUUAAGUAUUGUUACUGAGUGUUGUAUUUAUGCUGAUGUAUUAAGUUCUUCCUAUAUUUCAAAUAACAAGGUGAAGAAAUGAUUACUAUAGUUGCUGCCUUUAUAUAUGAAAAAACUAUAUGUUUUAUA
Molecule: messenger RNA, 6323 nt
Organism: Vicia villosa (hairy vetch)
Lineage: Eukaryota; Viridiplantae; Streptophyta; Magnoliopsida; Fabales; Fabaceae
Exons: 16
Coding region: 619-6075 (1818 amino acids)
Molecular function (GO): ADP binding
Source: RefSeq, a predicted model, not a curated record